UGUGUAAUUGUGUCUCAUUAAUAGCACGGGGAGGGAAGGAUACUAACAACUGUUUGUGGCUCCGUGAAAACUGAACUGUGCACUCUAGGACAUCUCUGUUUCAUAAAUACUUUCUCUUUUGUGAUAUUUGACACAACAGUUUGAGUUCAUACUUGUUAACUCUUUUUCCAUGCUUCUCGUUAUGCUCGCAUUACCAAGAUUUGCAUCUAUCAGAUAAUCAUAAUUCAGACCACUAGAAUCAUCCAUUUUAGUAUAGGACGGCAACAUACAUGGACACUAUUUAUUUCUCUGGAUAGAGGGAAUCCUAUAUCUCUAACAAAGCACACUAUGUUUUUAGCACAACUAACCUUUAUAAUGAAUUAGGUCAAGCUACUGUGAAAUCUUCUAAACCUUUGGAUAGCGUCAAAUAUCCUCUAACUCGUAUGCCAGCUUUACAUAGGCGUUGUUGGUAGUGAGUUUUUGCUAAGCUUUUAGUGGUUUGGAGGCAGAUUAGAGGUUGGAGCAACCAAUUUCGCUAUUGGUUUGUAGUAAGGAUUGUGCAACUAAUAUUGAAAAAGCCCUUCAGCCUAAAAUUUUGGGAUAAUGAUGAAGGAUAGGAAAUCAGUUUGUAAACAUACUAGCUUACCCCCAAAUUCUGUAAUAUAGAAGCAUAUUUAUGCUCUUCUAUGUAAUCUUAUAUCCAUCAUAUUCUAACUAGCUUACUCUGCCGAACACUUUUUAAGCAAACCACCAAUUCAGUAAGCUGGUCAGAUAAGAUAAUACAAUAAGCUAGUCAGAUCAAUCAAUAGAUCCCUUCCAACUAAUUACUAACUGCUAAUUGCCAAGCAGGAGUAUAAUGCCAUUGUUUGGAAUUUUUGUUGCUCAAAUUGGAAGAUCUUUAAUUAUUUCUAAGAUUCAGAUGUAUUUGGUAUUUAUACAAUCUAUGUUAUGCUAUUGUAUGAGUUUCAUGAUGGAUAACUCUACAAGUGAAGUCAUGGCACUCAGCUCAAAGGAAGGAAAACAAGCUACUAAUGGAGAUUUUGGAUCUGGUGCUACUAAAUGGGAUUACAAUACAGCAAAUGAAGGCGGGGAAGCUCGUUGCUUAAGGAGAAGUGAUCUUGUUGAUGCCCUAGCCAAUGCACUACCAUCAGAGACAAUACGUUUUGGCUGCCAACUUGUAUCUGUGAACAUCGAAGGAUCAAGUUCAUAUGCAGCUCUUCAACUCCAUGAUGGGAGCUUAAUCAAGGCUAAGGUAUUAAUUGGCUGUGAUGGAGCAAACUCAGUCAUUGCAAGUUACAUUGGCUUGAAGCCUACACGGCCAUUUUCUACAUGUGCAGUCAGAGGUCUGACUACUUAUCCCAAUGGUCAUGGAUUUGCUCCUGAGUUUUUGAGAAUGAGGAAAGAUAAGCAUUUAGUUGGAAGAAUCCCGAUUGAUGAAAAGACAGUUUACUGGUUUGUCGUUUUACAAUGGAUUCAAAAAGAUGCAGAGAUGCCAAAAGACUCUACGUCCAUCAGACAAAUGACAUUAGACAUGACAGCUGGUUUCCCUAACGAUAUUGUGGAUAUGAUAGAAAACAGUGACUUAAGCUCUUUGUCACUCACAAGAUUGAGAUACCGUGCUCCAUGGAAUCUGCUUUCUGGAAACUUCCGUAGAGAAACUGUAACAGUAGCCGGGGAUGCUUGGCAUGUUAUGGGUCCUUUCCUUGGGCAGGGUGGGUCUGCAGCUUUAGAAGAUGCAGUUGUUCUUGCUAGAUGUUUAGCAAAGAAGCUAAGUAAUGCUGAUCUCAACGGGCAUUUGUCAACACGGUUGGCUAAGGAAGCUUUGGAUGAAUAUUUGAACGAAAGAAGGCGGCGAGUAGUGCUCUUAUCAACCCUUACUUACCUUAGAGGUUUAUUGUUGGUAGAAGAUCCCUCGUUGCUGUUGCGAUUCCUGUGCAUCAUAAUCAUAACUGUUCUUUUUCGAGAUCCAUUGAAUCACAUAAGAUAUGAUUGUGGUGAACUCUGAGGCCAUUUCUUUAAGCAGCAUAACUGGCUUCAGUCAGAAAACUCUGUAGAGACUUUUCUUUAGCCUCUUUGAUGUUAACUGUAAAUGGUUUAUGCAUUUGUCGUGUUAGAUUGAAACGAGUUUCCGUCUAAAGAAUGUUAUACUUUCUCCGUAAUAGAAAGAAUGUAGCAGUUGAGUAUUAUUUGUAAGGUAUAAAAUAUUCAAUUAUUGCUUUCUUUUUGUUAUUGAGGAAGUAUAUAUAUAUUCCUAGCUAUUAUGCAUUCUAAGUUA
Messenger RNA from Beta vulgaris subsp. vulgaris (sugar beet), 2254 nucleotides. Its product is annotated as monooxygenase 1. Bases 836 to 1984 code for a protein of 382 amino acids. The transcript is spliced from 4 exons. Lineage: Eukaryota; Viridiplantae; Streptophyta; Magnoliopsida; Caryophyllales; Amaranthaceae. The record is from RefSeq and is a predicted model, not a curated record. Gene Ontology annotation, molecular function: FAD binding.